Hevea brasiliensis (rubber tree) is the source of this 2182-nucleotide messenger RNA. RefSeq names its product heterogeneous nuclear ribonucleoprotein Q-like. Gene Ontology annotation, molecular function: mRNA binding. The record is from RefSeq and is a predicted model, not a curated record. The transcript has 9 exons. Lineage: Eukaryota; Viridiplantae; Streptophyta; Magnoliopsida; Malpighiales; Euphorbiaceae. Gene Ontology annotation, cellular component: nucleus. The coding region runs from base 464 to 1903 and encodes 479 amino acids.
CUAACGGAAAGCUCUGUGGCCGUGAUUAACCGCAGCCUAUGCACCCACGGGAUCUAGGGCAUUAAAGACAUUUCAAAGCCAUACUGGUGUAACGUGGAAGUCAGGCGGUCCAUGCGGCGGUCCCUGAUUCGUAAAAAUUUAGAUACGAGUAGGCUCAUUCGCGUUGGAUUGAAGCCUCUUUCCUAAUUGCCAAUUGGGGUCUUCUGGAGAGAAAGGGUUCGUCGGAUAACUGGUACACACACAGUGGGCUGCACAAGAGAGGAAAAUACAGAAACAGAGGAAUCAGAAACAAAGAAAACAUAAACAGUGUCACCCCAGAAAGCAAAUCUCAGUCCACAUAUACAAACACUUACUGGUUCAAUGCAUUUUCCAUAAUGGUUAAUCAAGCUUGCAGUUAAUUUGGGGCCCAUUUAACUGUAGUUAUUUGCAUGAUAAGAUUUGGGGCGUGAAACAGAGACACAGUAUGGCAGAGGGAACAGAAAUUGAGGAACGGGUGGAUCUUGACGAGGAUAAUUACAUGGAAGAAAUGGAUGAUGAUGUUGAAGAUCAACUAGAUGAUGAUGCAGAAGAUGAUAAUGGAGAUGCACGUGUUGAAGAAAAUGCUGAAGAGGACUAUGAGGACUCAAAAACUGGGGUUAUUCAGAAAGAUCAAUCACCAGAAAUGGAUAGAAGCCGUGUCAAUACAGAGCCUCUAGAAGAUGAUGAAAAACCUACUGCUUCUGUCCAAGAAGAGGAAAAAGAGAAGCAUGCUCAACUUCUUGCCCUUCCGCCCCAUGGUUCAGAAGUUUUCAUUGGUGGGCUUCCAAAGGAUGCAUUAGAAGAUGAUUUGAGGGAUCUAUGUAAUCCAAUAGGCGAAAUUUUUGAGAUAAGGUUAAUGAAAGAUAAGGACUCUGGUGAAAGCAAGGGCUUUGCUUUUGUUGCCUUUAAAUCAAAGGAGAUUGCUCAAAAGGCCAUUGAAGAGCUUCAUAGUAAGGAGCUCAAGGGAAAAACCUUAAGAUGUUCUCUUUCUGAAACCAAGAACAGAUUGUUUAUCGGUAAUGUUCCAAAGAGCUGGACAGAGGAUGAGUUUAGAAAAGUCAUUGAGGAGGUUGGUCCCGGGGUGGAACUCAUUGAGCUGAUAAAGGAUCCUCAAAAUCCAGCCCGCAAUCGUGGUUUUGCUUUUAUAUUGUAUUACAAUAAUGCAUGUGCUGAUUAUUCAAGGCAGAAAAUGUUAAAUGCAAAUUUUAAGCUGGAUGGAAAUACCCCCACUGUCAGCUGGGCUGAUCCAAAGGGCACACCUGAUCAUUCUGCUGCUGCUGCCCAGGUUAAGGCUUUGUAUGUAAAGAACAUACCUGAGAACACUAGUACUGAGCAACUGAAGGAACUAUUCAUGCGCCAUGGGGAAGUAACAAAAGUUGUUAUGCCACCUGGCAAAGCAGGAAAACGAGAUUUUGGGUUCAUUCAUUACGCUGAAAGGUCAAGUGCAUUGAAGGCUGUCAAAGAUAGCGAGAAAUACGAAAUUGACGGUCAAAUGUUGGAGGUUGUCCUUGCCAAGCCUCAGGCUGAUAAAAAACCUGAUGGGGUUUAUCCUUACACAGCAGGGCUUCAUCCAAACCAUGUGCCACAUCCUUCUUAUGGUGGGUUUGCUGGAAGUCCAUAUGGCUCUGUAAGUGCUGGAUUUGGUGUUUCUGCCAGUUUUCAGCAGCCAGUUAUAUAUGGAAGGGGUCCAAUGCCAGCUGGGAUGCAUAUGGUGCCCAUGGUUCUACCAGAUGGUCGAAUUGGCUAUGUUCUUCAGCAGCCGGGUGUACAGAUGCCACAACCUAGGCCGAGGAGAGUUGAUCGGAACAAUGGUCCAGGUGGGCCUGGGCGAGCUGGAAGUAGUGGGGAUGAUGUCAAUCGUAGCAGAAGGUAUCGCCCUUAUUAGUGGUAGAGGUGCAGAAAUGUGUCAUAGUUUUUUCCCGGGAAUGAAGAGACAUUAUAGUUGGAUGACUUGUUGCGGUGAACAAAAUAACAGAGCCAUCACCCCUUUCUUCUCCCCAAUCCCAAAACUCUUUAGAACUAAAAAAAAAAAAAAAAAAAAAAAUGGAAAGAAGAAGAAAAAAGAUUUUAGAAUUAGGAAGAUGAAGUAUUCUGUGACUUUGUUGUGGUGGGAGACGAUUGACAUUUAGCAAUUCUCUUUAUAUUAAUGGUUUAUUUAUUGGCA